AUGAGUUCACCUACGAGCCGUCGGCACCGCAACCGCGGCAGUUCAGACGAACAUGGCAUCUUCGACGAUGCCAAGACGUACUACACCUCAGAGCGUCACAACAAUCGGGCGGGCCCUCAUGAACCCUCGACCUCUCACGGGCGGCGCUUCCUCGUCAAUGUUCAGUCGACCUUGGACAGUCUCCAGGAACAAGAGGAUACCGACGGAAAUAUGCAGAUUACCAUCGAAGACGAAGGGCCCAAGGUUAUCACGCUACGUACGGCGGGCUCGGCUGGCCACAACAAAUUUGACAUUCGCGGUACAUAUAUGUUGUCGAAUCUACUGCAAGAGCUCGUCCUUGCCAAAGAGUACGGACGAGAACAGAUCAUCCUUGACGAAGGCCGCCUCAACGAGAACCCAGUCAAUCGCCUUUCGCGCAUGGUCAGUGAUCAUUUUUGGGAUGGCCUGACGCGCCGAAUCGAUGCCUCAACCGUGGAGAUCGCUGCCAAAGACCCCAAAGACUGGACCGACAACCCUCGUCCAAGGAUCUACGUUCCGGUUGGGGCUCCUGAGCAGUAUGAAUUCUACCUUCAGGUUGCGAAGGACAGACCGGAGAUCAACCUCGAUGUCCAGCUUCUUCCCGAGGUCAUCACGCCUGAACUCGUACGUGGGAUGAACGACAAACCUGGACUCCUAGCUGUGGCCAUGGAGAAGGUGAAGGACGAGAAGACGGGUGAGGAAACCCUCAAAGGUCUGCCUUUUGUUGUUCCUGGCGGUCGAUUCAACGAGCUCUACGGCUGGGACAGCUACAUGACGUCCCUGGGUCUCCUUGUUAACGACAGGGUUCAGCUCGCCAAGUCCAUCGUCCUGAACUUCUGCUUUUGCAUUGAGCACUAUGGAAAAAUUCUCAACGCCACCCGCUCCUACUAUCUCUGCCGCUCACAGCCUCCUUUCCUUACGGACAUGGCGCUCCGAGUCUACGAGAAGAUCAAGCACGAACCUGACGCCAAGGACUUUCUCCGCACUUCGCUGCUGGCUGCCAUGAAAGAGUACCACAGUGUCUGGGUGGCUGAGCCGCGACUUGACCCCGUCACUGGUCUUUCCAGAUACCGACCCGAGGGGAAAGGCGUCCCUCCUGAGACGGAGGCUGACCAUUUUGUCCACGUGCUGGAGCCCUAUGCUGCGAAGCACGGCAUGACGUGGCAGGAAUUUGUCAAAGCUUACAACGCCGAGGACGUCAAGGAGCCGGAGCUUGACGAGUACUUCAUGCACGACCGCGCUGUACGCGAGUCGGGCCAUGAUACGUCGUACCGCCUGGAGAAGGUCUGCGCAAACUUGGCGACCAUCGAUCUCAACUCCCUCACUCUUCAAGUAUGA
Messenger RNA from Verticillium alfalfae VaMs.102, 1356 nucleotides. RefSeq names its product neutral trehalase. Gene Ontology annotation, molecular function: calcium ion binding; alpha,alpha-trehalase activity. Gene Ontology annotation, biological process: trehalose catabolic process. Gene Ontology annotation, cellular component: cytoplasm. The coding region runs from base 1 to 1356 and encodes 451 amino acids. Lineage: Eukaryota; Fungi; Ascomycota; Sordariomycetes; Glomerellales; Plectosphaerellaceae. The record is from RefSeq and is a predicted model, not a curated record. The transcript is spliced from 3 exons.